UUUCUGAAUUAAGGAAGCGUUUUGAAAGCCUUACCACAAGUGCGAGUGACUUGGAGAUGAACAGAAAGGAGCGGAUCGCUCGGAGACUGGAGGGAAUUGACGGGGAAGUCCAUCCAUCCCUGCUGCCCAACUUGGUGACCAACCGGCUGCUGGAAGAAGACACGCCUCGCUACACCAGAGCAUCCGACCUCUGCGAGCCUCACACUGUGACUGUCCAGCGGUACGGCAUUGAAGGGUUUGACAACCCAGACGUGCCGGUGAAGCCUCCUGACCGUGAGCCCAGAGAUCGAAUUAGGUCUGAGCAUCAGUCCUCCAUCCACACAGAGCCGGCCCACACCGAUGCUGCCCCUGAGCAGGAAUCCAAAGCUGAACGCAUCGCCCGCUACAAGGCGGAGCGCCGCCGACAGCUCGCCGAACGCUACGGCAUCUCCUUGGAUCAGGACUCCGACUUGGAUUACGCCUCACGCCGCACCCGGAAGGAAAACGAAAGCUCGGAGAGGUGUAAAAGAGGAGACGAAGGCAGGGAUGUCAGCCUCAGCGUUUACAGCAGCAACAUGGUCGGCGGGUCAACACCUCAGAGCCGCUCCGUCUCUGCCUACGAUGCGCCUCGCAGCAGAGUAGACUCCUUCUCUGAGAGGGAGAGAAUGAUGAACCUGGAGAAUCAGCGCAGGGCCGUCCCGCCUCCGCCCACCUCCUACAUGGACGUAACCUCAUCGUUCUCCACCAAGGGUCACGCUAAAGACGCAGUGGCAUCAUUACCGCCCAGCUCGCCAAAGAUGAGCAGACACUCAUCGCUUUCCUCUCCCAAACACGCUGCGUCUCCUGGAGAUGCGUUCGUCGAGCAGCAGGCCCACGGCGUACUGAACAGACACGGUGCGACAGCGACUCUUAGCAAUGAUUGGUUCCUCCAGACUGACGCUGAGGGUGAUACCCACUCCCUCAUCAACUGGCCUUCCAGAAUAAAAGUUAGGGAGAGGCUUGCCAGGGAGGAGGGGCACCACACUAACCCAGAGCUGGAAAAUGUUUCUGAAGUGUCGGGGUACCACAGACGGCUUCACCACGGGCCCCAGAUCUCUGCUCCGACCCGCUGCCACAGAGAGCCAGCAGGCCCCCAGAAAUACCACGACCCACAAGCUCACUUCAGCAGGUCCAGUCACCAAGGAGGAGAGGAUGUGGGUGGUUACCCCAGUUACCUAUCCAUGGCCUCUGGUCCCGCAUCCAGAGCCGAGCAGCAGCAGGAAAAACCGGCGAGUUGGGAUGAGACGGAGGAACCUGAGGGGGUGAAAACGGAGGGUCUCCUGAGGAGCAGGAAAGCCGUUUUACCUUCAGAGAUCCGCCGCAGGGAGAGAAGCACAGAGGACCUGCAGAGAGGAAGAAGUGAGGAGGAACCUGAGCUGUGCACCGUCUACGGCCUCAUCCAGGCUGGAGACGCUGCUGCGGAGGAACGCGCAAGAUCUGGAGUCAUGGGCCGAGCCAGAGCAGAGAGACCGGACCACUGUACCCCCCUGCAGGCAGCAGAGCGCCGACCCCGAGGGCAACAACACAUUUACGUUCACAAAGGACCGACAGCCACCCACAUCCAUCCCACCGCUUUAUACCCGAUCCAAGGACCCCCCUCCAGCACCUCUGUAGACCACCCACCAUCAGACGUAGGCUUCAAUCAAAGAAGCCAACAUCAGCAGCUUCAGGACGAGUGCGAAGGCGCGGGGAACGCAGAGAAUCCUCCGGAACGCCGUGUGUCUGUGGCCAAGCUCAGGCAUUCCUACAUGGAGAGCACCAGCACACCUCCGAGCAGGCGCAGGAAGGAGCUUGACACCGAGGGUCAGAGCGAACAUGACGGCUACAAGGCUCCAUGGAGAGGCGCGAGGGAAAGGGGCCCCCACCCCCAGCACUGUCCCCGGGACGGUCGAAAGACUCAGCCAAUCCCUUCUGCUGAACGGCAGGAGAAUAUUAGGUCUUGUGUGAGCUCAGACUUUGCUUCUGCUGAAGCUGAUGAAGAAAAGCUGGAUGAACGAGCCAAGCUGAGCGUAGCAGCAAAGCGGUCGCUCUUCAGGGAGCUGGAGAAGAGCGUUGAUUCAGGCUUUCCCAAACCCCGGUCCAGGAACGCAGCGGUGGACAGAAGACUGAGACGGACACAAGACCGAUCGAGAACUCAGCCGGUGACCACAGAGGAAGUGGUCAUAGCCGCUACUGCCCCCUCCUAUGUGCCACACAUGACUGAUCAGUCUGCUGUUAGCCACUCCCUAGUUUGCAGCAAUGCCCUCCCCUCUUACAGCCUCCAGGCAUCCCUGCAGCAGAGCUCCGCCGCCCGCCAGCCGGCGCAGGGUUCUCUGGAGGCCCGGGGCUCUAAGCAGACACCGACGGAGGCCAAAGUGGAGAUGCAGAAUCAGGCCCACGAGGAGCCUGAUGUUUGCACCCUCAGCCUGGCAGAAAAGAUGGCGCUGUUCAAUCGACUGGCGCAGCCACCCAGCAGGGUCACCCGCAUCCGAGGCGACACCCGUCAGCGCAGAUCCAACGCUCGCUACCAGACCCAGCCCAUCACCCUGGGCGAUAUGGAGCAGGAGUUCUCAGAUACAGACAUCAGGGAUGAUGAUGAUGAUGAUGAUUAUGAGGAGGAGGAGGUGGAGCUGUGUGACAGCCCAUUGGAACAUCUCCAACUUCAGAACGGUUCCGGAACGCCGUACGGACACACUUCAUCCUCCUCUGUACUCAGAGCAGGAGCCGCCGUCUCCUCUGACCAUGCCGGAGACAUCCUCAUAGCGAGCGCAGCUGUCCGACCUGAGCCCACCCCCCGCCACCCUGACCCCUCGGAACACCAGACUAACCAAAAAUUGGACCAGGAGGAAGACCAGACGGACCUAAAAGCGGGGAAGCGGAGGUUGCCUUCCCCUGAAACUGCGGUCAGGCAGGCUGCUCUGCCUCAGCCCCGUUCUGGGAGGGAGAGACGGUGGGAGGAGGAAGAGAAGGAGGAGGAGGAGCAACGCUGGCUUUCCAGGGGUGGGGAUGAUACAGCUGUUCAGAGCCAGAAGUUCUGUGAGACGGAGGAGCAGAGGAGGAAUCACAGGGAGGAGGGACGACCGUCGGACAGGAUCAGAACCAUCAGUGGAGAGCUCCCUGAUUCCACUGUGGUAACAUCCAGAGACCCGUUGGGAUCAACCUUAGAUGACGGUCGGCCUCCUGCGGGGGGAGAGUCGGUCUGCCUGGUUCAGCCUGAUCCAGAGGAAAACAUGGGUGAGGUGACGAUUGGACGCCACAUGUCCAUCAGAGAGAGAGUUGCCUUGUUAAAGAAAAGUGGUGAGAAGGACUGGAGGGAGAGGAUCAGUAAGAAGCAGGAUGUGGCGAAGGUUGCAGCGGAUGAGCAGCAGGCCCAGAUGUGGGAGAUGGAGCAGAGCUUCAGGAAGAAGGAUGAUGAAGCACUGAUGAUGACUGAGGACCUGUUUCGGGAGCCGGUUUCUGCUGUGACUCUCUCUCCUCCCGAUCCUUCUUUCCAUGCCUCUUCCCCCGACGACACAGCCAGCCAGGCCACCAGAUCACCCAGACCCUUGCAGGUGGAUGACAGACACCCCUGGAGAAGGAAGAGAACAGCAGAGGCUGAGACGGAGAGCCAGAGCAUGGAGGCUCACAUGUCCAUCCAGGAGAGGAAGCAGCUGAUCGAGGCUCGGGAGGAGGCCUGGAAGACCAAAGGCCACGGAGCCGCUAACGACUCCUCCCAGUUCACAGUGGCUGCGCGAAUGGUGAAGAAAGGGCUGGCCUCUCCCUCUGCUCUCCUCUCCCCCCUCCAGACCAAAUCAAAGAACAGUCUUGCUGUCUCCAAACCUCAGGAAGAGAUUAAGGCGGUCCCAGAUCUCAACCUGGAGUCGGACACAAAGCUAGAGAAGCUCGAGUCGUUCCUUGGAAAGCUUAACAGUAAAGUGCCCGGACUGCCAGAGGCCACCAUCACAGUGACUCAGCAAAAAGUCAAGGAAGUGAUGAGCCUUGAAGAUGAAACCUUCUCCAAGUUCUACCGUCAUGUGGACGAACUCCCCACCAACGGCAACAAGGUGGAGAUAGACGACGACUUCGACGCCAUUUUUGACCCCGAGGUGCCAAAAUUGAUUUCAGUCAUGGUCCAACACAAGAGGGCGGUGCGACCGAACCGCAACGUUCAGUCCUCCAGGAACCCGCUGAAAAAGCUGGCAGCCAGAGAGGAUAUCAGGCACGAGUACACGGAGCAGAGGCUCAACAUCGGCCUGCUGGAGAGCAAAAGGAUGAAGGUGGAGAAGAUGAACAAGAACUCUGGGUUUUCUGAAGUGGCUCUGGCCGGUUUGGCAAGCAAGGAGAACUUCAGCAGCGUCAACCUGCGCAGCGUCAGGGUCUCUGAGCAGACGUCCAACAACAGCGCCGUGCCAUACAAGAAGCUCAUGCUGCUUCAGGUCAAAGGGAGACGACACGUCCAGGUCCGGCUGGUGGAGCCCAGAGCGUCCUCUCUGAACAGCGGAGACUGCUUCCUGCUCGUCACUCCGCACCACUGCUUCGUCUGGAUCGGGGAGUUCGCCAACGUCAUAGAGAAAAGCAAGGCGUCAGAGUUGGCCAACUUCGUCCAGAGCAAGAGAGAUUUGGGUUGCCGAGCAGAAUACGUCCAGAUGAUAGACGAAGGCGCCGGCACACAAAGCCAUGCUGUCCAGGAGUUCUGGAAGUGUCUCGGAGGACAGGCAGAUUAUCAGUCAGCAGGAACCCCGGAUGAAGACGAGCUGUACGAAGCAGCCAUCGUGGAGACCAACUGCAUUUACCGCCUGAUGAACGACAAGCUGGUCCCAGACGAUGACUUCUGGGCCAGGAUGCCCCGCUGCACUCUGCUCAAUCCCAAAGAGGUUUUGGUGUUUGACUUUGGCAGUGAGAUGUACAUCUGGCAUGGGAAGGAAGUGACUCUGGCUCAGAGGAAGGUCGCCUUCCAGCUGGCCAAGCACCUCUGGAACGGCACCUUCGACUACACUAACUGUGACAUCAACCCGCUGGACCCAGGAGAGUGCAACGUACUCAUUCCAAAAAAAGGCCAAGGCCGGCCGGACUGGGCCGUGUUUGGCCGACUGACUCAACACAACGAGACCACCCUGUUCAAGGAGAAGUUUCAGGACUGGAGCGACUCCAGGAAGACGCCCAGCCCCACCACAACAAACGAUGUCAUCGCCGACCACAAGCAGCCGACGUCUGACGCCCCUCAUUUGUUCAGUGCCUCCUUGAUGCUGCCCCCCCACCGAGCUGCGGUCUGCACCAUCUUAGACGGGCUCAGCGUGGGCCGGGGCUACGGCGUGGUGGAGGCGGAAGAGUGGCGGAGCUAUGUGGUCAGCACUCUCGCGGUGGAGGUGUGGCACAUCCUGGAGUUCGACUAUAGCCGGUUGCCUCGCCAGAGCAUCGGCCAGUUCCACGACGGCGACACCUACGUGGUUAAAUGGAAAUACAUGGUCAGCGCUGCAGUUGGAAAGAGACAGAACCCAGAGCAGCAGAAGACGGCAGGAGCUGGAAAGGAGAAGUGCUGCUACUUCUUCUGGCAGGGCCGCAAUUCCACCGUCAAUGAGAAAGGGACGUCAGCGCUCAUGACUGUGGAGCUGGACGAGGAGCGGGGAGCACAGGUUCAGGUCCUGCAGGGGAAAGAGCCACCAUGUUUCCUGCAAUGUUUCACAGGGGGAAUGAUUGUCCACUCAGGGAAGAGAGAAGAGGAGGAGGAAUGCUCACAAAAUGACUGGCGUCUUUACUGCGUGCGAGGGGAGAUGGAGGUGGAGGGCCACCUGCUGGAGGUGGCCUGUCAUUGCAGCAGUCUGCGCUCCAGAGUUUCCAUGGUGCUGCUGGGAGUCAGCCAGGCCCUCAUCUACCUGUGGCACGGCUGCAAAUCCCAGACGCACACUCGGAAGGUGGCGUGUGUCGCCGCCAACAGGCUCAAAGAGAACUGUCCUCUGGAAACGGGGCUGCACAGCAGCAGCAGGGUGACCAUACGGGAGUGUGACGAAGGAGCGGAGCCCAUUGGGUUCUGGGAAGCCCUCGGCAGGAAAGACAGGAAGGUGUACGACUGCAUGCUUCAAGAUCCCGGCAGGUUUAACUUCACGCCUCGCCUGUAUCAGCUGACCAGCAGUUCUGGGGAGUUCACUGCUGUGGAGUUUCUCUACCCUGCCAGAGACCCCGAGCAGGUCAACUCCAUGCCUUUCCUGCAAGAGGACCUCUAUGGAGCCUCACAGCCAGCUCUUUUCCUGGUGGACAACCACCAUGAAGUCUACUUGUGGCAAGGCUGGUGGCCUCCAGACAGUGAAAGCACGGGCUCGGCCCGAAUCCGCUGGGACUCUGAUAGAAAGUGCGCCAUGGAGACGGUGCUGCAGUACUGCAGAGAGAAAAACGAGAGGAAACCUCCCAAAGCGUACCUGAUCCACGCCGGCUUGGAGCCGCUCACCUUCACCAACAUGUUCCCCUGCUGGGAGCACAGAGAGGACGUGGCUGAGAUCACUGAGAGGGAGGCUGAGGUGUGUAACCAGAUCAUCCUGGUGGAGGACGUGUUGGCCCGCCUGUGUCAGACCACCUACCCUCUGGCUGAGGUCCUGGCCCGGCCGCUGCCUGAGGGGGUGGACCCUCUGAAACUGGAAGUCUACCUCUCUGAUGAGGACUUUGAGGGUGCAGGGGCUUAUGGGAAGAGAGCCCUGGAGAUGAGUAGAGAGGAAUACGGCGCUCUGCCUGCAUGGAAGCAGGUGAAGCUGAAGAAAUCUAAAGGACUCUUCUGAAAGAGCAGCAUUCAGGAUUUCUGUUGGGUUUUUUUAACAGCGGAAAGUCAGAAGCAGCUCGAACUUUUUGAUGGAGAACCUCUGAGAUGUGCAGUAGUGGUGUGCGAGCUUCUCACGCUGCGGUGACGAGUGGGGAAACGUGGGUGUAGGAACCUUGUUUAUGGUUAUGAUUGUACAUAGCUAGCAUAAAGAAAGCAGCCAUCUGCUGGAUUGAAGCAGGUCUGUAAGCCUGCUGGACGCUCCUCUCUGCUCAUGUUUGUGCUACAAAAAUCAUAUUUUUAUUAAAUCCACAGAAUUAAAUAAAAAGAAAUAAACUUUGUCUAAUAAAAACAAAAAUAAUUGAACUUUAUUGAUCUCACAUUGGAGAAAUUUACUCUGCUUUUAAUCCAUUUAAUCCAUUCCCUUGGCCACACAAUGGCAGCCCACACAGGGUCUUGCUCAGGAACCCAGAGCGAAGGCUUUGGGGAUCAAACCAAUUACUGCUCCAACCACUAGGCCAACACUACUCCAAAAUAAAAGUCCAAUGAUUAAUGUGAAGAGAACGGCCUGAAGAGGUGCCUUCAGUGUAUAGUGCCUUGCUACAUGUACAGUUUAUAUACAGAACCUGUUCUGGUUUGUCAAGAGUUUUACGAUGAAAAUAAACCGAUAGAGAAAUGAAUAAAGUUUGAUAUCCA
This is a messenger RNA of Cyprinodon tularosa, 7417 nucleotides long. RefSeq names its product supervillin a (gene svila). Bases 57 to 6743 code for a protein of 2228 amino acids. Gene Ontology annotation, cellular component: actin cytoskeleton; cytoplasm. Gene Ontology annotation, biological process: actin filament severing; barbed-end actin filament capping; cytoskeleton organization. The transcript is spliced from 40 exons. Gene Ontology annotation, molecular function: phosphatidylinositol-4,5-bisphosphate binding; actin filament binding. NCBI's taxonomy places the organism in Eukaryota, Metazoa, Chordata, Actinopteri, Cyprinodontiformes, Cyprinodontidae. The record is from RefSeq and is a predicted model, not a curated record.